Talaromyces atroroseus is the source of this 627-nucleotide messenger RNA. RefSeq lists its product as hypothetical. The transcript has 2 exons. The coding region runs from base 1 to 627 and encodes 208 amino acids. Gene Ontology annotation, molecular function: protein phosphatase inhibitor activity. The record is from RefSeq and is a predicted model, not a curated record. Gene Ontology annotation, cellular component: cytoplasm. NCBI's taxonomy places the organism in Eukaryota, Fungi, Ascomycota, Eurotiomycetes, Eurotiales, Trichocomaceae.
AUGAACCCACACCAACAGAACAAGGUUGAUAUCGGCGUCAGUUUCCCUCCGGCUUCCUCAUUAGAAACCAACGUUACUGAGUCGAUAACUGAUACAAAACAGUCACUCAGCCCCGACGAGCAACGAUUACUUCGUCUUUAUGGCAAAGUACCUACCAAGAAAGAUCUCCUGCAGAAUAAACUCAAGGAACGAAAAUACUUCGACUCUGGAGACUAUGCCCUCAGCAAAGCUGGUAAAGCCUCCGACGUUGGCGUCACCAGCAUCGGCUCUCGUCACCCCGUUCCCGAAAACAUCCCUCAUUUAACAGCCACUUCCCCCGGCGCCCAGAACCCAGCUGCUGCCACUCCCGGGGCUGGUAUUGUCAACGGCGGCGGCAAUAAUAAUGUCAGCAACGUCGUUGGCUCCCCGGGACCCAUCCCCGGCAGCAUCAGCGGUCAUCCGGGCUCGCUUGGAUUCCAGAACCGCAAUCCCAUGAAAGAAGGCGGGUUCGUGCAUCGCAAGUCUAGUUUGAACAAUCAUGAUGAAUAUUCCGAAGGAAAGGACGGAGAAGCAGGAAAGACAAGCGAUAAAGAUGAAGGAAGCAUUAGUCCCCCGCCAGCUAGACAGGGCGUACACAUUCGACAAUAA